AGCCUCUGCGUUGCCAGCUAUUUUCAGAGAACAGAAGAAUAUGAUCCAGGCCCAGGAAACCCUGUCAUUCAAGGAUGUGGCCGUGGACUUCACAUGGGAGGAGUGGCAGCUCCUGGCCCCUCCUCAGAAGGACCUGUACCGGGAUGUGAUGCUGGAGAACUAUAGCAACCUGCUGUCCGUGGGGUAUCGAGUCAGCAAGCCAGAUGCACUGUCCAAGUUGGAACGAGGGGAAGAACCAUGGAUGAUAGAAGAUGAAAUCCACAGUCAAACCUGUCCAGAAACUGGCAACGUUGGUAAUCAUCUGCAGGGUGACUGGGAAAAUCAAAGAAUGCUGAAAGGUAUAGAACAAUACCAGGAACAUAAUGCAUUUGGAAAUCCUGUUCCUCAAAGCAAAAGUCAUUUCUCUUUCAGGCAAAAUCAUGAUAUGUUUGAGUUCUAUAUAAAAACUUUGAAAUCACAUUUAAGUUUAGUCAGCCAGGGCCAAAGCUAUGAAAUUAAGAACUCUACUAAAUGUAACGGAGAUGGGAAAUCAUUUCUGCAUGGUAAGCAUGAAGAAUUUCAUUCUCCAGUUCAAUGCCCUGUAAGUGCAAAAUCCAUCAGUAGUAAGUCCCAAGUCAUUAAGCACCAAGGAACUCACAACACAGAGAAAGCCCACAUAUGCAGUGAAUGUGGGAAAGCCUUUGUUAAGAAGUCUCAGCUCACUGACCAUCAGAGAGUUCAUACAGGAGAGAAACCUUAUGGAUGCAGUAUGUGUGCAAAAGUAUUCUCCCGAAAGUCCAGGCUCAAUGAACAUCAGAGAAUUCACAAGAGAGAGAAAUCCUUUAUAUGUGGUGAUUGUGGAAAAGUCUUCACCAUGAAGAGCCGUCUGAUUGAACACCAGCGAACUCACACUGGAGAGAAACCUUACAUAUGCAGUGACUGUGGAAAAGGCUUCCCAGGGAAGCGUAAUCUCAUUGUACAUCAGCGAAAUCAUACUGGAGAGAAAUGCUACGUAUGUAGUGAAUGCGGAAAAGGCUUCACUGGGAAGAGCAUGCUUACUAUACACCAGCGAACUCAUACAGGAGAGAAACCCUACAUCUGCAGUGAAUGUGGGAAAGGCUUUACCACAAAGCACUAUGUCAUCAUACACCAACGAAACCAUACAGGAGAGAAACCCUACAUAUGCAAUGAAUGUGGGAAAGGUUUCACCAUGAAGAGUCGUCUGAUUGAACAUCAGCGAACUCAUACAGGAGAGAAGCCGUAUGUGUGCAAUGAAUGUGGAAAAGGCUUUCCCAGGAAGAAUAAUCUGAUUGUACAUCAGAGAAAUCAUACAGUAGAGAAAUCCUUCGUAUGUGGUGAAUGUGGAAAAGGCUUCACCGUGAAGAGCAUGCUCAUCAUACAUCAACGAACUCACACUGGAGAGAAACCCUACAUCUGCAGUGAAUGUGGGAAAGGCUUCCCGUUGAAGAGUCGGCUUGUUGUGCAUCAGCGAAUGCAUACGGGUGAGAAACCUUAUAGAUGCAGCGAAUGUGGGAAAGGCUUCAUCGUGAAUAGUGGACUGAUGUUACAUCAGCGAACUCACACUGGAGAGAAGCCCUAUAUAUGCAAUAAAUGUGGAAAAGGGUUUGCCUUUAAGAGCAAUCUUGUGGUACAUCAGCGAACUCAUACUGGAGAGAAACCCUUUACAUGCAAUGAGUGUGGAAAAGGCUUCACGAUGAAACGCUAUCUCAUUGUACACCAGCAAAUUCAUAUGGGAGAGAAGUCCUAUAUAUGCAGUGAAUGUGGAAAAGGUUUUGUCAUGGAAACAGAGCUCAUUUUACAUCAGCAAAUUCAUACUGGAGAGAAACCUUAUGCCUGCAAUGAAUGUGGCAGAGGCUUCACUGUGAAAAGCCGUCUAGUCGUUCAUCAGCGAACUCAUACAGGAGAGAAACCUUUUGUAUGCAGUGAAUGUGGAAAAGGCUUCUCCUCAAAGAGGAAUCUCAUUGUCCAUCAGAGAACUCAUAAUGGAAACAAAUCUUAACAAAGCAAUGAAUAUAGUCACACCUACAGGAAGAAAAUAUGCCUUGUCCAAC
Mesoplodon densirostris (Blainville's beaked whale) is the source of this 2051-nucleotide messenger RNA. RefSeq names its product zinc finger protein 432 (gene ZNF432). The record is from RefSeq and is a predicted model, not a curated record. Lineage: Eukaryota; Metazoa; Chordata; Mammalia; Artiodactyla; Ziphiidae. The coding region runs from base 41 to 1999 and encodes 652 amino acids. Gene Ontology annotation, cellular component: nucleus. The transcript has 4 exons. Gene Ontology annotation, molecular function: RNA polymerase II cis-regulatory region sequence-specific DNA binding; DNA-binding transcription factor activity, RNA polymerase II-specific. Gene Ontology annotation, biological process: central nervous system development; regulation of transcription by RNA polymerase II.